Coregonus clupeaformis (lake whitefish) is the source of this 4130-nucleotide messenger RNA. Its product is annotated as unconventional myosin-Ih-like. Bases 171 to 3308 code for a protein of 1045 amino acids. NCBI's taxonomy places the organism in Eukaryota, Metazoa, Chordata, Actinopteri, Salmoniformes, Salmonidae. Gene Ontology annotation, molecular function: microfilament motor activity; actin filament binding; ATP binding. The transcript has 32 exons. The record is from RefSeq and is a predicted model, not a curated record. Gene Ontology annotation, biological process: vesicle transport along actin filament; actin filament organization. Gene Ontology annotation, cellular component: plasma membrane; actin cytoskeleton; microvillus.
UCCUUUCUCGCUCAAUUUUUGCAUUAUUGAUGGCUUCCUAUUGGUGGAAAUGGAGGGGGCAAUAUGUCAAUGUUUCCUUCCAUACGGUCCUUUCCCUUAAAUAAACCCAGAUGUUUCAGUAUAAAAAGGGAUUGGAGCUCACAGCAGUCUGAGACUGAGGAUUUCCACUCAUGAGCCUGGAGGAGCGCUGUAACCGGAUCCUCCGGGACAUGGAGGGCUCCCUUACAGCCCGGGAUCGCGUGGGCAUCCAGGAUUUCGUUUUGCUGGACGCCUACACCAGUGAGAGUGCCUUCCUGGACAACUUGAGGAAACGCUUCCACGAGAACCUCAUUUACACCUACAUUGGUACGCUCCUAGUGUCAGUCAAUCCCUACAAAGAUCUGGGAAUCUACACCAAGAAGCAGAUGGACAUUUACAUGGGAGUGAACUUUUUUGAGCUUCCACCUCAUAUCUACGCCCUGGCAGACAAUGUCUACCGCACCAUGUUAACAGAGACCAACAACCACUUCAUCUUGAUCUCAGGGGAGAGUGGAGCUGGGAAGACGGAGGCCUCCAAGAAGAUCCUGCAGUUCUACGCUGUCAGCUGCCCCAGUACCGAACUGCUGGACAACGUCCGAGACCGACUGCUGCUCUCCAACCCUGUGCUCGAGGCUUUUGGAAAUGCCAAAACCCUGAAGAAUGACAACUCAAGCCGCUUUGGGAAGUACAUGGACAUUCAGUUUGAUCACGUGGGGGGAGCUGUUGGUGGCCACAUCCUCAGUUAUCUACUGGAGAAGUCCCGGGUGGUGCAUCAGAACCAUGGAGAGAGAAACUUCCACAUCUUCUACCAGCUAGUGGAGGGAGGAGAGGAGGACAUGCUACACUGGCUGGGUCUGGAGAGGAACUGUCAACACUACAGCUACCUGGUAAAGGUGGGAGAGGGGGAAUCUGCCAAAGUCCGCUCAAUCAACGACAAGAGUGACUGGAAGACGGUACGGAAAGCCCUCAGUGUCAUAGAGUUCAGUGAGAGCAAUAUAGAGAGCCUGUUUGCAAUCAUUGCUAGCGUACUUCACCUGGGAAAUGUUAAGUUUGUGGCUGACUUGCUGGGAUACGCCACUCUCAACAACAGUCCAGAGAUACAUUGGCUGUCCAAGUUGCUAGGCAUUCCUGCACAGGUGAUACUGGUUGGAUUGACCCACAGGAAGAUUGAGGCAAGGUUGGAGGAGGUGCUCAGUCCCUUCACCAUUGACCAUGCAGUAUAUGCCAGGGACGCUCUAGCCAAAGCCAUCUAUGGCCGCACAUUCACCUGGCUGGUCAACAAGCUCAAUGAGUCUUUAGCAAACAAGGAUUCCUCCAGGAAGACAGUGAUUGGUCUGCUGGACAUCUAUGGGUUUGAGGUGUUCAAUGUGAACAGCUUUGAGCAGUUCUGCAUCAACUACUGUAACGAGAAACUGCAGCAGCUCUUCAUCCAGCUGACCCUGAAGUCAGAGCAGGAGGAGUACGAGAUGGAGGGGAUUGAAUGGGAGCCAGUGCCAUACUUCAACAACAAGAUCAUCUGUGACCUGGUGGAGGAGAAAUUUAAAGGCAUCAUUUCAGUGCUAGAUGAAGAGUGUCUACGUCCUGGGGAGGCCACAGACAUGACCUUCCUGGAGAAACUGGAGGAGAAGAUGGGCGGUCACCACCAUUUUGUUACACACAAGCUGGCUGACCAGAAGACCCGGAAGACUCUGGAACGAGGAGACUUCCGCCUCUUACAUUACGCGGGGGAAGUCACAUACUGUGUGGUCGGAUUCCUGGACAAAAAUAAUGAUCUCCUGUACAGGAACAUUAAAGAGGUAAUGCGUCAGUCUAAGAAUGCCAUCAUCAAACACUGCUUUCCCACCACUGAGCCAGACAGCAAGAAGAGACCUGAAACAGUGGCCACUCAGUUUAAGAACAGCCUGGUCGGGCUGACGGAGAUGCUUAUGUCUAAGGAGCCCUGGUACGUCCGCUGUAUGAAGCCCAACGAAGGCAAGGAGCCAGGGCGCUUUGACGACGUGUUGGUGAGACACCAGGUGAAGUACCUGGGGCUGAUGGAGCACCUGAGGGUCAGACGGGCCGGCUUCGCUUACCGCCGGAGAUAUGAGAUCUUCCUGCAGAGGUACAAGCCCCUGUGUCCAGACACCUGGCCUAGCUGGAAAGGUACAGCCGCAGAGGGGGUGGAGUGCCUGAUCAAGCACCUGGGCUACAAGCCUGAUGAGUACAAGAUGGGCAGGACCAAGAUCUUCAUCCGUCACCCCAGAACUCUGUUCGCCACCGAAGAUGCCUUUGAGGUCUGCAAGCAUGAGCUGGCUACAAGGAUCCAGGCAAAGUACAAAGGCUACAGAGUGAAGGGAGACUACAUGAGACAGAGAGAAGCAGCUACUAAGAUUGAGACAUGCUGGAGAGGCAUGAAGGCCAGGAGAGAGAGGGAGAAGAGAGCCUGGGCUGUCAAGGUCAUUAAGAAGUUCAUCAAGGGCUUCAUGACCAGAAAUCAGCCAGCCUGUGUUGACAACACAGAGUACUUGGCGUUUGUCAGGCAAAACUACCUCACACGGCUCAAGGAAAAUCUACCCAAAACAGUUCUGGACAAGAACACCUGGCUAACCCCUCCUCCCAUUAUGCAGGAGGCAUCACAGAUGUUGAGGAAACUCUACACCCGGCACAUGGUACGGAAGUACGUACAAGGAAUCACAACAGAGCGGAAAGCACAGUUGCAAAUCAAAGGAUUGACCAGUUCCUUAUUCAAAGGAAGAAAAGAGAACUACCCUCACAGUGUGGGCAGACCAUUUGUAGACACCAGGAUAAGUGAGGAAGACAUCCACAUAAAAGCCUAUCAGAUGAUUCAGCAAGAACGCAUCAAGUACAGUGUUCCCGUGGUGAAGUACGACAGGAAUGGCUUCAGGGCUCGCUUCAGACAGCUGAUCUACACUGGAACUGCAGCCUACCUGGUGGAGGAGGCCAAGAUCAAACAGCGGGUGGUGUUCAACAAUCUCAAAGGUGUGUCAGUCAGCAACCUGAGUGACAACUUCCUGAUCCUCCAUGUCCAAUGUGAGGAUAUCAAGCAAAAGGGGGACCUGGUGCUGCAGUGUGACUACCUGUUUGAGGCCUUGACCAAGUUGUGUUUGGUGGCCAACAAGCAGCACUGUAUCAAUGUAGUUCAGGGCAGUGUAAAGUUUGACAUCCAGCCUGGCAGAGAGGGGUUUGUUGACUUCGAGAGUGGCCAGGAGACCAUGAUCUACAGAGCAAAGAAUGGCCAUCUGAUGGUGGAAUCAACUGAAACAAAGUCCCGUCCAAUGAUAAAAAAUUGAACUGGAUCCCCUUGCACUUAUCAAAGUAAUGGACUGAGCCAAUAAUCAGAUUCUACAAGGUUCGAGGCAUCUUGGGACUUAUAUCAUGAAUGAGAACCUGCAUCCUCUCUAGAAGGGUUGGACAUAUGACCGAACCUCAAGGGCAUUUCACAAUCCCUUCAUAUUAACUGAAAUCUCAACAAAUGGUUCAUACUGUGGAGAAAAUCCCAAAGGAACUACGGAUGUUCUACUCUGACGAAAACUUCACCUGUUAUUAAGCUACACAUCACAUGCAUGGGCUGUUGUGACUUAUCAAGCAGUUAUUAUAUUCAGGCCCAUUUGUAAAAUAUGGUUAGUUUUUGGGAUAUUUUCAGUAGAUUUGAUCAAUAUUAGCAAUAUGGUUAAACCAGUCAAUCAUUGAUUUUGAAGGCAUAGGCUAUAUGUGUCCUCAUUUUUAUACUUUCUCACAAAGAUGCUGUACCAUAUUUACAUGAAAACCAACUAUAAUGUAUUAUUAAAAAUCUUUAUUGUAAGAAAGAUGUGUUAAAUACAGUGCAAAAUACACUUUUACAUGUGAAAUUAUUGUGUAAAAUUGUGGACAUUCUUUGAGAUGUCUGGAAGUGCUUGGUUUCCAAACAAGUUGUCUUGUAACAUCGCCCUCAAAUAAUUAUUUUAAGAGGAAGCAAUGACAUCCAUUUGAUUACACAUCCGGCAUCUCAAAGGUUCUUUAGGAUGCCAAAAUAUCAUUCAUCCAUGACUACAGUAUAAAAGGUGGCUGUAUUCACACCACUUACAAUUCAGGGGUGGGUUGUAAUGUAUUGCUCCGGGGUAAAGUUCCCCUAG